Acanthamoeba castellanii str. Neff is the source of this 1068-nucleotide messenger RNA. RefSeq names its product RNA 3'terminal phosphate cyclase. The transcript is spliced from 10 exons. Gene Ontology annotation, molecular function: RNA endonuclease activity. The record is from RefSeq and is a predicted model, not a curated record. NCBI's taxonomy places the organism in Eukaryota, Discosea, Longamoebia, Acanthamoebidae. Gene Ontology annotation, biological process: ribosome biogenesis; endonucleolytic cleavage of tricistronic rRNA transcript (SSU-rRNA, 5.8S rRNA, LSU-rRNA). Gene Ontology annotation, cellular component: nucleolus. Bases 1 to 1068 code for a protein of 355 amino acids.
AUGCUCAAAUACGAGGGAGGUCGCUACUUCCGCCAAAAGAUCAUCUGCGCCACACUCGCCGGCAAAUCGGUCAAGCUCAGCAACGUCCGGCUCGAGGAGGAAAAUGUGGGCCUCGCCGAUCACGAGGUGCACUUCCUGCGGCUCAUGGAAACUGUGACCAACGGCUGCGUGGUGCAGAUCAACCACACCGGUACGCAGCUGCGCUACAAGCCGGGCGUCAUCAUGGGCGGCUCCCACACCUUUGACUGCGGUCUCGACCGAUCGAUUGGGUACUUCCUGGAGGGACUCGUGUGCCUGGCGCCCUUUGCCAAGAAGCCCUUCAACAUCACCCUCACCGGAAUCACCAACGACGACAAGGACAUAUCCGUGGACAUGUUUCGAACGGUGACCCUGCCCCUGCUCAAGUACUUUGGCAUCGAGGAAGACCUCGAGCUCAAGAUCAACAGGCGCGGGGCGGCGCCCAAGGGCGGCGGCGAGAUCCUGUUCAGGUGUCCCGUCGUGCGCACGCUCAAGCCCUGCUCCCUGGUGGAGCCCGGCAAGAUGGUCAAGAUCCGCGGCAUCGUGUACUCCACGCGCAUCUCCCCCUCCAUCGGCAAUCGCGUGGUGGACACGGCCAAGGAGAUCCUGGUGGGCUUCACCCCCAACGUGUACAUCUACACCGACAACUACUCCAAGAAGGAGGCCGGCCUGUCGCCCGGCUACGCCGUCACGUUGGUAGCCGAGUCGGACAGCGGGUGUGUGCUAUCGGCCGAAUACUGCGCCAAGCCGCAGCAGCUGCCGGAGGACGUCGGCAAGCAGGCUGCCCACCUCCUGCUCCAGGAGGUGCUCCAGGGGGGAUGCGUGGACUCGAGCAACCAGUUCCUGGUGGUGCUCUUCAUGGCCCUCUGCCCCGAGGACCUCUCCUCCAUCAAGGUGGGCAAGCUCUCUCCCUACACGAUCGAGAUGCUGCGGCACCUGCGGGACUUCUUCGGGAUCAAGUUCAAGGUGGACCCCGACCCCGACACCAAGACGGUGCAGCUGUCGUGCCUGGGCGUGGGCUUCAUCAACUACUCCAAGGCCGGCAUCUAA